AUGAAGCGGCAGAACGUGCGCACCUUGGCGCUCAUCCUCUGCACCUUCACCUACCUGCUGGUGGGAGCCGCCGUCUUCGACGCGCUCGAGUCCGAGGCGGAGACGGCGGAGAAGCGGCGGCUGGAGGCCAAGAGCCGGGAGCUGAAGAGCAAAUACAACCUGAGCGCCGAGAGCUUCCGAGAGCUCGAGCGGGUCGUGCUCAAGCUCAAGCCGCACAAGGCCGGCGUCCAGUGGAAAUUCGCCGGCUCCUUCUACUUCGCCAUCACCGUCAUCACCACGAUAGGCUACGGUCACGCUGCUCCCAGCACGGACGGCGGGAAGGUUUUCUGCAUGCUGUACGCGCUGCUGGGGAUCCCGCUGACGCUGGUGAUGUUCCAGAGCCUGGGCGAGCGCAUCAACACGCUGGUGCGGGCGCUGCUGCGCCGCCUCAAGCGCCGCCUGGGCAUGCGGCGCCCCGAGGUCUCCAUGGCCAACAUGGUCAGCAUCGGCCUGGUGUCCUGCGUGGGGACGCUCUGCAUCGGGGCCGCCGCCUUCUCGCACUACGAGAACUGGAGCUUCUUCCAGGCCUACUACUACUGCUUCAUCACGCUGACCACCAUCGGCUUCGGCGACUACGUGGCGCUGCAGAAGGACCAGGCCCUGCAGACGCAGCCCCAGUACGUGGCCUUCAGCUUCGUCUACAUCCUGGCGGGGCUGACGGUCAUCGGCGCCUUCCUCAACCUCGUGGUGCUGCGCUUCAUGACCAUGAACGCCGAGGACGAGCGGCGCGACGCCGAGCAGCGAGCGCUCCUGGGCCACGCGGUGCCCGGCCCCGCCGCCGCGCCCCCGGCAGAGAGAAGGUUCCGGAACGUUUACGCCGAGGUGCUGCACUUCCAGUCGGUUUGCUCGUGCCUGUGGUACAAGAGCCAGGAGAAGCUGCAGUAUUCCAUCCCCAUGAUUAUUCCCAGGGAUUUGUCGGGGUCGGAGACGGCGGUGGCGCGCUCUUCGCCCGCUCGUUGCGUGGAGACUCCGGAGCAUCGCUGCUUCUGCCGCUCCCGGCGCUCCGCCAUCAGCUCCGUGUCCACCGGGCUGCAGAGCCUGGCGGCGUUCCCGGGACUCGCCAAGCGCCGCAGCUCCGUGUAGCCCCUUCCUCAUCCUCAGCCCAGCCCGGAUCCCUCCGGAGCGGGACCAGGCCGCCUCAGGCUCCGGGACCCGGCCGGAGCGGGACCCCUUGGCUCCGGAAUGGAUUU
Poecile atricapillus (Black-capped chickadee) is the source of this 1229-nucleotide messenger RNA. RefSeq names its product potassium two pore domain channel subfamily K member 3 (gene KCNK3). The record is from RefSeq and is a predicted model, not a curated record. Gene Ontology annotation, cellular component: membrane. The transcript is spliced from 3 exons. Gene Ontology annotation, molecular function: potassium ion leak channel activity; open rectifier potassium channel activity. Gene Ontology annotation, biological process: potassium ion transmembrane transport; stabilization of membrane potential. NCBI's taxonomy places the organism in Eukaryota, Metazoa, Chordata, Aves, Passeriformes, Paridae. The coding region runs from base 1 to 1122 and encodes 373 amino acids.